AGCUGGUUGCAUAUAGUCUUUAGUCAGCCUCUGGUUUCUGCUUAAUCUCGAUCUGUCCGAACAUUCAUUUGAUCACUUGUUGCUAUUGUACUACUAAAUAUGGUCAAGAAUGCUGUAGCGUUGGUAACUGGAGGAGCGUCUGGGCUUGGCAAAGGAGCCGUUUUGCGAUUCGUCAAACAUGGUGCAAAGGUCAUUAUUGCAGACCUUCCGACAUCUAAAGGAGCAGAUGUUGCCAAAGAGCUUGGUGAUAAUGUUGUUUUUGCACCCUCAGACGUCACCUCGGAAAAAGAUAUACAAGAAGCUCUUAAACUUACCAAACAGCAAUUUGGUCGCCUGGACGUCCUUGUUAACGCUGCAGGCGUGGCAGCGAUCGGCAGAAGUUACAACUCGUUGAAAAAAAUUGUUUUUCCGCUGGAGGAUUUUGAGAGGACCCUCAAAAUAAACACCAUCGGCACUUUCAACGCAAUCAGAUUGUCAGCCGCUCUAAUGUGUGAAAAUCAACCAAACAAGGAUGGACAACGUGGUGUCAUCAUUAAUACUGCUAGUAUUGCAGCUUUCGACGGUCAAAUCGGACAAGCUGCUUACUCUGCAAGUAAAGGCGCCGUUGUAGGAAUGACACUUCCCAUCGCUCGUGAUUUGUGCAGAGAUGGUAUCCGGGUGGUUACGAUCGCUCCCGGAAUCUUCAAUACUCCCAUGGUAGCGCAACUUCCUGAAAAAGCUCGCAUUUCUCUGGGUAAGAGCGUGCCCUUCCCACCGCGUUUUGGUGAACCCGAUGAAUAUGCUGCUCUCGUGCAACACAUAGUUGAGAAUACUAUGCUUAACGGCGAAACUAUUCGUCUUGAUGGUGCUAUUCGAAUGCAACCUUAAAUUGCUACAUGUUAUUACAAAGGAUGUUUUAUUUUUAUACUGUUUGAAUAUAUGCUGAUGAUGCUUUGUUAAUUUUCAUAGUGGUUAUCUUCCAUUUUGGUAAAUUUCUUUUCGAUACUCCGUGCGCAAAGUGCAUCUUUCCCGCACACUCGGCAGAAAACGUGCGUUGAAAAUCGCACUUUCCACACGUCAUUAUAUAAAAAAAUACGGCACAGCACAUGUUCGGGACUUGUAUCGUAAUGUACUAUUUGGUAUAAUGUAAUAAAC
Molecule: messenger RNA, 1134 nt
Organism: Phymastichus coffea
Lineage: Eukaryota; Metazoa; Arthropoda; Insecta; Hymenoptera; Eulophidae
Product: 3-hydroxyacyl-CoA dehydrogenase type-2-like
Exons: 4
Coding region: 100-867 (255 amino acids)
Biological process (GO): androgen metabolic process; fatty acid metabolic process; estrogen metabolic process
Cellular component (GO): mitochondrion
Molecular function (GO): estradiol 17-beta-dehydrogenase [NAD(P)+] activity
Source: RefSeq, a predicted model, not a curated record